UCAUGCACAAUUUUAUUCAAGCAAACUAGAAAUAUCAUUUUUUUCUCUUCUAUUCCUUGAGCUCACUAAUAGAGGAGUAGGCUCUUUUCUGCUUCUCAAUGUCUUCUUAACUGAGCAAAGAUGUAGCUGCCUUUGGGUUUCUGCUAAGCUAGAGUGUGGGAGCAGUGGGGAAGGCUGUUUCCAAGGCUGCAGAUGAGGUAUCCAGCACAUCACAAUGAGAUGCAUCUCAGGAACAACCCAGGCUUCAACUCAGCCUGAGCAAUGCCAAGCUCCUCUCUUUUUUCUUAUGUGGCUGAAGUGGAAGCUCUCUGCCAUAGAUGUUAUUACCUUUGUUACCUGUGAUCAAGCCUCCCAGCCUGCCUAAGGAUACAGACUUGUUUGAUGCAUUUCCUCAUUAGUUGUACAGUUUGAGAUUUUCUUUAGAGGCACCUCUUUUGUGGCUGUACAAGUCAAUAUACCCGUUAUGUGAGCCUGCUUCAGGGAGCUCCACAUCAGCAGUAGCAGUUCAUGCACCAGCUCAACUCAUCACGUGUUGUUUGUAGUGCCAUAGCAACCCAGGCCUGCUGAGAGAGACGCAGCAGAGACCAGGAGUCUGCAGCCAGGUCCAGGAGUUCUGCAGCCUCCAUUUCUGGUCUGCAGGGAAGGAUUUCACCUUUGUAAAUGAGGUUGCCAUCCUGCAGGGAUGUAUGACGGCCCUUUGGUGCGUAGCUCCAGCAUGCAGUCAAAGAAGCUUACAACUGAGCCUCCGUGUAUAACAGAAGAAGUGUUUGAAGACUACUUAGCCACAGAUACUAUGCUUGUGGACUACUUCAAUGAAUUUUUGAGUCUCCCGACUUUUGCCCAGCCAGUUAAGUUUAACUCAGACUUCGGGGUUUUUGAAGUAGUUAACGACAUCCCACAACGCAUGGAACAUCAGCUGAAAAAAAUUCUACAUGAUCAGAAACCUCCAAAUCCCAUUUAUGAUGUUAUAAGAAAAGCAAAGAAUGAUGGGCAGCAUUCCAAAAAGAUCAGUGAUUCUUCACCGCUCAGUAUUGAUCCAAAUUACAACACUAUGUGUCUUGAUCGAGAACAAGCAGUACAGUGGAUUAAGAAGGAAAGGCUUCCAGCAUUUCUAGAGAGCGACUGCUACUUUGAGUACAGGCUAGCUAAAUUGAUAUCACAGGUAGAAUGGAGCCAGACUGGCAUUAAUUUCAUUAUAGAUAGCACCUACUACCCCUGGAUAAGGAAGGAAGAUGCGAGUACUCCCUCCCCUGAGGAGGAUGGUACUUUAUUCACUAUGAAGAGGUUCUAUGUAUCGCUUGGCCAGGCUACAGUUUCUCAAACAAUGGAUUGGUUUACAUUAGCAAAAGGAAACGAAUCCAUGAAAACUACAGAUUCACUUACGCGCCCUGCAGCUUCUGUUCAAAUUCAAGAUAUUCAGCAUUUGCCUGGUCUGCCUGAAAGAAAAGGUUCAUUGAGUGAAAAAGCUAGUUGCCUAGAAGCAGGUUCCCUAUCUAAGGAAUAUGACCACUGCAGAUUUCGUUCCUCUUCAAGGACAUCACCCAAAGAAGACAGCAUUUUUAGGGAGAGAUCAAGAGAAUCUGAGGAGGGCUCUUCUAUGGCCAUUGCUGAACCUCUUUCCUACACGCAGCUAGGAGUUUAUCCAGACCAGAAUUUGGAGAGCACGGCUGAAGAAGGACAGGAAAAUGCAACUCUUCAGCAACUGGAGGAAUUAAUACCAUCAUAUACUCAAUUUGUAACAAAGGAAUCAAUUUCAGAACUCACACAAAAGCCACUUGGUGAGACUGAGAGUGAUGUGGAUUUCCCUAAACAGCCUAAGACAUUUAUACAUGAGUUAUCAAAUAAUGAAUUUGCCUGUGGUACUGAAGAGCCACUCUUAUCCCAAAGUUCUUCUCCAUUUACUGUCGUGGACUCCAUGGGAGAUAUGAGGGAACGAGAUGCUGAAGAAGUGAGCUUAAGAUCAAGCUCUGAAAGCAAUGGGGCAGACAGUAGGGCUGCUUGGUGUAUUAACCACAGAACUUAUGACACUGGCAACAGAAAUGAGUUUGAAAGAUUCAAGAAAUUCAUUAAAGGAACGCUUGGUGAGAGGUAUUGGUGGCUCUGGAUGGAUAUUGAAAGACUAAAGGUUCUUAAGGACACUACAAGGCAGCAAAGGCAACUUGAUAAAAUGAAAAAACUCUAUCUACUGAGCAGUGGAGACUACUUCCUCACUUCUGAAGUGUUACUCAGACUUGAUCUACUACAUGGAGAUCAGUGGAAUACAAGGCAUUUAAGACAGAUUCAGCCUGAAGCAGUGAAACCUCUUCUUCUUUACUGGGGUCCCAGAUUUUGUGUUACUCAUUCAACAGCGAUAGAAACUGCCAGUGCAAAGCUGAAGUUCUGGCAUACAUGCCAAGAGAGACCAAGGGUGGACACUGAUCCUUUUCCACAAAUGGUAUCGUUGCUGCCUUUAACAACUAAGUCUUGUAUGCCUGGGAUACCACCUUCCCUUCCUCAGGGUUCAUCAAGAUUAUCACCUGCCUUGUCAUCAAGACAAAGCUCCCGGAGGGAUGACUUUCUUAGCAGUAGAAAUUGGCCAGAGUCAGUGAGCAGGGACAUGAUCCAUUGCUUAGCUUUGGAUGAAACUACAGAAACAAAACACUUGGCUCAUAGAAGGUACACCUAUGCUGAGUUGCUCCCAGGAAAAAGUGCUGCUGGCAGUGUUAUCUUAAGGGGAUCAAGAAUGGAAAACAUGCUGCAGUCUCUUUAUCUGGAGAACAGAGCAGGUUACUACUUCACACACUUCUGUGAGAAGUCAGGGAAUAAGUUGUGGAAGAACAGUGCGUACUUUUGGUCUGACCUACAGGCUUAUCAUCAGCUUUUCUACCAAGAAACUCUUCAUCCCUUUAAAAUAUGCAGGCAAGCUCAAUUCCUUUAUGCAACAUACAUUGCCCCAUCUGCCAGUAUGGACAUCGGCCUUCAUCAGAGUAAGAAAAACAUGAUUUAUCAGAAAAUGGACCCAGCUUUUGAGGAUCUUUUUGACACAGCAGAAGAACAUAUCCUCCUUCUUCUACUAGAACCAUGGAUGAAGAUGGUGGAAGCAGACAAGUACACUUAUGGAAAGGUGGAGUUGGUGGAAGAAACUCGACAGCUGGACUCUGUGUACUUUAGAAAACUCCAGGCUUUGCAUCAAGAAAGUGUUUCCAAGAAGAAUGAGAGUACUGUUGCUGACACUGAUCUGCCAUCCUUCCCUGAUGUUCUCAAAGAAGCUCAGCACUUGCAUCAAGCUUCCAAAAAACUGACGGGUUCCAAUUUGUAUGACCUGAUCCACAACAAACAGAAGUUAGAACAGUUCUGGGUUUUUCUUAAUGAGCAUUCUGCUGGAAUGGAUCUCAUGUGCUGGUUAGAUAUUGAACAGUUCAGAAAGAUGCUCCACAAGGAUAAAGAAAAAAGGGAGGAAAAAUCCAAGGAAAUUAAAAACAAGUACCUGAACAAAAAAUACUUCUUUGGACCCAACAGCCCAGCUACCAGAGAGCAACAAGAACAGCUAAUGCAUUCAGGUGGAGGAUGGGGACAAAUCCUUCAUGAUCGGCUUCCUCCAGCAGUUCUGCUUGAAAUUCAGCACUGGGUCCAGAAGAGAUUAGAGGAAGAAUGGCUGCCAUUGUUCCUGGCAGAUGAACAACAAGGAGCAGAAGGACAAGCAAAGGUAAGGGACAAAACUGAAGAUCUCCUAAGACAGAAACAGAAGACAACUAGGACGUGGAAGCAUGUGGACAACAAGAGGGUUUCUUCAUCCAGUGAAAUAAUUGCUUUCCGCAAAGCGCUGUUGGAUCCAGUGACAGCAAAUCAGUUUCAACGCUUUGUGUCACUGAAAGGAGACCUACUAGAGAAUGGAGUGCUCUUUUGGCAAGAGGUACAGAAGUAUAAGGAUUUGUGCCAUUCUCACUGUGAUGAUGCUACAGUCCAGAAUAAGAUCACAACUAUUAUUGAUCGCUUUAUCAAUUCCACCGUACCCCCAGCUUUGCAGAUUGACAUCCCAGCUGAACAAGCAAAGAAGAUUUUGGAGCACAGGAAAGAUCUAGGACCUUACGUUUUUAGAGAGGCACAGAUGACAAUUUUUGCUUUACUGUUCAAAUUUUGGCCAAAAUUUUGCGAGUUUCGAAGCCGUUUGCCUAGUGACAAAAUUUUACAUGCCUUGGAGAGAAAAAAAGGAAAACAGAUGCAGACGAAGGAAGGGAAAAUAUCAGAGGAAAGUCUCAUGAAGUUUCAGGGUAAAGAAGUGGCAAGCAGUGCUCUGGAAUAUCAGGCUGAUGUGGAGAGAAGACCAACAUCAUUUUCAGAUGGAUAUGGAUAUGGAUAUGGAUAUGAGUGGCAGGCUUCCUGGUCCUACUCCAAGUACAUAGAAGCCUUGGAGCAAGAGAGAGUACUCCUUAAAAUGCAAGAAGAUCUGGAGAAAAAUUCGUCAUUAUUUACAGGUACCUCGUCUAUGUCCUUCCCAAAGCCUGAAAACUCUGAAAAUUCCACAAUUUCUCCAAAGAAUAGUCUGACUUCAAAGAAACACUCAGAUCUUCCCAAAGAAAUAGAAAACAAAUUCAAAUCCCCCUGAGGAUGGAAAUGCAGAGCCAUUCACUGCAGAUGGGCAAGAUAAAAACUAUAUGUGUGCAAGGUUUGUACUUCCGGAGCAAAACCAACAACUUGGAUUACUACUAAGAACCAUGAGGGUAGUCAAGGGCAGAAAAAAACCAUCUUCCACUAUAUUCCUCUUCAACAUGAUCGUGAUACUGACUCUUGUGUCAUUUAUUUGCUUAAUAGUACACCUUGAGGCUCAAAUCAAUAAGAUUCCAUGAAGUAUGUGCAGUAAAAACAAUGAUGUAGUCAUGGUACUAAAGAUCUUGAAAUCAAGCCAAGUUUUUCAGUGCCUAAUCUAAUGAAAAAAUAAAACACUGCAUUAAUUGACAGCUCUGAAGCAGUGUGUCUCAGCACGCUAUUGUCUCAGUACUGUGAUUCAUACAACUUAUGUUCAUCAAGAAUAAUCCAUCAGGCAUCUGAACCAUCCUAAAAUCAAGCCCUACUGUAAUUUGCUUGCAGUUCUGUCUGAUUCCUGCUCCAAAGUAUACUUCAGCCUCAUUUCAGACUCAUCCACAUGAAAGUCUUAAAGCACAUCAGGACACUGAUCUGACUGGUAACUUUUAUAAACUCUCAUUCCUCCCAUGGUGUUAUACACUGGAAGAUUUCAGGAAUUCGUAGCUCUUCAGUAGUUCUCCCUUAUUUUUCUUUUAAAUCUUUAAGAGCUAUAAAAACACUGGGGAAGAGUUUAUGUUGGGAAGUUAGAGAAGGGGAGAGGCAAAACUCACUGCUAGGCAGGACAGGGCUGUUCAGACCAUUUUAAACAUCAUUCAACAGUCACAAAGCCAUUUGCUUUAGUCUUCUCUACGUGUAUCUAAUGCUGUAAGAAAAAGAUCAGUGAGCUCCAGCUUGCUGGGUUGCUAACAACUUAUCCCUCGAGUAGGGAUGGGAUUGUCUUCUGCUCCCAUUCCCAACCUCUUGGACAAGAAGAAGGAACCUCUAUGAGUUGUCAGAAAUCAAGGGCCUUCACCUGGAGCUCUUAGAUCAUCCUGCUAAGGGCAACUUAUGACUGCUUUCCUCUUCAGCAUGGAGUGACAGCUUAAGUCCACUGAUAGUCUUUUUCAUUCUUCAAGCACAAUGAUCUGGUAUUGUAUGGGAUUGUCAUCAGAAUUUUCUUUAGAGAGGCUGGCAGGGAAGGACCAACUGCACUUUUAUGGCUGUAGCUCCCCUGACCACACAGCCUCAAAGAAGGAAUAAGGGAAGUCAUCAAUUCAGUUCUUACUUCCCCACAGUUCAGAAACUGUUUGCUCGUGCUUAUCUGUGUUUCUUCUGUGUUUGUGUUGUUUGCUCAUAUGAUAUCACCUGAGAAAGACUUAUUGGGUGGAAGCUACAAGAAGGGAGUAAAAUGUAAAAUUCCUAUUCCUAUUUUUCAAAUUAUCCCAAAUUUCACAGAUGCACUGAACUUUAACGCUCAGUGCAUCUGAGGAGAGUGGAAUGCAGCAUCUUGCAGUGAGCAGAGCACAUCUGGUGCUGUGUGGGCUACCACUCAUUAAUGUGAAAAGCAAAGAAUCAUCAUGAAAUGCCACAAAUGCAGUGAUGUAUGUCAGUCUGAAAAACACGUGAACAGCCACCUUCUGCUGCUGUGGUCAGUGGAGUGCAUGCAAUCAAAUGCUGGAGCAUGGCAGUCAGUUUCUGUUUUGUUGUAACCUUGCCUUCAUAGCAUUUUGAGACAGUUAAAUAACAUGUAGAAAAUGCUGGUAGAUUUUACUUGAAUCAUACUUAUAAAAUUAAAAAUAUCAUCCGGAUAUUUGUCACAGAAUACAUAACUCCUUGUAUGUUUUCACUCCACAGAAUUGUUAAUGAAAAUUUACCAGACCUCCCUGCACAAACUGCUGUCCUAGUCAGUUACUGUGCUUAAUACCGUAUCACUUAAAAACAAACAUAAUAAAAAACACACUGUGUACUUCAUGUACUUCAGUGAGUGAGCAGAAUUUCAAAGUUCUGCAAGUAAAUGAUAGCCCUCAAUCCAGUUUGCAGAUGUCUCCAUGUUAACUGAAAUAAAUAUGCACACAUACAUGUGUGUAUAGAUUUAUUGACCAUGGAUGAUCACAUCAGUUAGUAAUGCUAGAAAUGUGUGUCAUAUAAUGAUGCCUAUUUAUUUUUAAAGAAAAAAUAGAGUCACUGAGCAGGGAAAUACUAAAAGAAGGGGACUCUCUUUUCUGCAUUACCAAAUCUAAUCUCAUGCAAAUUAAAUCUCAUGCAAAGCUGGAUGCCCCGUUAUUGUUAUUUACAUCUGAAACAGAAUGGUGCUUUUAGUGUCUUCUCCGGGAGUCAAACAGUGAGUACUGCCACUUGCAGCAGAGAGCCUGGGAACUGACCAGGUAUAGGGACAAACUAAAUGGCUUUGGUCUAAAGAAUCAUUCCACGUCACAUCAGAAUGCUCGCUUACACAGCUAUUGCCAUUUGGUCUUAUUCUUGAGAUACACUCCCUGUCAGGCUGCUGGUCCACCACCAAAGUGAACUCAGCAGUUUUAAAGGUCUAGAAAAGCUUCACUCAGUAAAUCUAGCACCUCUCCCUCUAGAAAAAUAAAAAUGUAUUCCUUAUUUAGUUUAACUAUGUAUACUAUGGAAUUUUAGAAAUCUACAGCACUCUGUAGGAGAACAGUUCUGCUCAGAACAGACAAUAAAAACAGCUAUAUUUUUAGAAACCUGCAAAUGUAGAAAUUUUUCUGGAUGGUUUUGGUUUUAUGCUUUAGUGGAGUUCAAAAUACAGAACCUAAUAAAAUACAGAGUCUAAUCAGACUUUUGUUGUUUACUCCCAAGAAAUGCAGCAUAUUGGAACUAUUUUGCAAUUUUUUAAGCCAUCAUUUGUAUUCAUAAAUAUUUACACUUAGAUGCUAUUACUGUGUAUUUCACUUCUCUCUCAUCAAACCUGGCAUGUUUAUUAAAAUAUUUUACAGUCUUUGCAUGCCAGACGCAGCUUAGCAUAAAUGGUGCAGUCUUGAAACUGAUCACUGAAAUACUUCUGGUAUCAGUGUAAGUUGUGACUACCCGCUUAAGGCCUCCAUACAUUUUGCUUUGACUUCUGUCCUGCUACAGCAUGACACAAAGCAUCAGACUGUGAGAUAAAUUCCUGAAGACAUACAGUGCUGGAUGGUGUCAUUGACAUGCAUACUUAUCGUAGCUUUCCAGUGUGCUGGCAGUGGUGGUCACCAGAGCAUUUAGAAAGGAGCAGAAUGCUUUCUCAUUUGUGUCUGUACAGUGUUGCUGUGCCAGUGCCUCCACAGCCCUCAUCAUCUUUUCAUGACUGAUUCUUAGGGUACUAUCAAUGGGAGCAUUCUUAGACACUAAGCUCUGUUUGUGCCUUCAGUCUCAUACAGUAUUACAGACCUGGGGACAUUUUCUAUCUGUUUUCUAUCACCUGCACACUGUGAGAUGUCCAGCCUCAGCCUUCUACUACUCUAGUUAAACCUUGAGCUUUUUUUAUGUGUGUGUAUGUAAAAAUGAUUGAAAACAGAUCAGGUACAUCAAAUUUCUGUCUCAAAUUUAGAAAAUAUAAUCUUUGUUAUUUAUGUUUCUAAUGUGAAAUACUAGGCCCAGCUGAUCACUGUGCAUAAUGCUAACAUAGCUGCAGCAGUCCGUCUUGAAUUUGACCUCUUCAAACUGGCCCAUUACAUUCAACCGAUGAUUUUUGCUUCUGCCUUUUUAUAGAAGUGCUUUUAGUCCUUGUGAAUCACACCUGAAUUCAGCUAAGGUGGGGCUAUAUGUUUCUUUUCUAAGCUUAUGGAACACUGUUAGUUUAAAUACAUUCAGUAGUAGUUGUAAAAACAUCAGGGAAAGACAGGUUUGAACAAAAAUUUUAGAUCUGGAUCUGUACUCACCAGUUCAAGCCUACCUUUAAUGGCCUGAUUUAGAACAUUCCCAGGAUUUCAGAGGGUUAUAAUUCACAUCUGUGUUUCUAAGUCCUUCAUGCAUGAUUGUUUGAAUGUGCACUUUUGGAACAGAUCCAUGUCUAAUAGGCUAAACUGUAGUUCCCAAUUCAGAAGCCACAUGGUAUUGCUAUAUAGUUUUUUUUUUAUUUUCCUUUCUAUUGUGUGGCCUUCAAACAAAGUUCUGUCAGUCCUGCACGCUGGAUUAAUAGAAAACACUGAAAUCUACACUUUCUAUCUACCUUCUAAUGAAUCCAUACAUUUUUAUUUCUACUGGUGAUUUAAUAAAGCAUUUACACAAUGGCCACAAUGGAUACUUCUCCACCAAGUAAUAAUUUCUCUGAGUGUAAGGGCAGAUUGGAAUUAUGCAGGACCCAUUAAGCUGUCAUAAUAUGUUAAAGGCAGUCAAUUGAUGAGAUUCUCUCAUUUUUAAUAUUCAUUUAGCCAAGCUGACUUGUAUCUCAAGCGCAGGCUGCAUUUACUUGGAUUUUCCUCUAUUUCUCUAACUAAAUUAAUAUAUUUAAGUUUCAUAGUAACAUAUGUGAAAGUGUUGACAACAACACUGCUUAUUCCGCAUGUUAAUUAUGUAUUUGUUCAGUAUGCUGAUGAACUAUGUGCACUUCUCAUGUUAACUUUUCAUUUCAAGUCAAAAGCAAAUGUAGUAAGUGGAUUUGUGCUUUUAAUUUGAGAUAUUUCUUUUUCCUCUAAAAUGAUCUCGUACACGAUUCCUCUGGACCAUAUGCGUUUGAAAAACUUCUAUUGGCAAGAAGUUUAAAAAGAAAGUAACGCUCUCUUCUCAGAAGAGGGAUUUUAACAAAGCAAAGCAGUUGUGUCGUUAAUGAGAAAGUUAAAUGAAACAAAUGAGAAGACAAGAAAAAAAAACACAGCAUCACACUCAAGGAAUGCGCAGGCACACAAUAGCUUGUGCAAUAUUCCUCAUCUGUCAAAGCCAGUAAAUAAGGAGAUGUCACUGGAAAUGUUCAUUAAAAUAGUCUGUGGUGCCCGUGGCUCAGUAAAUACAACCAACCAGCUUUUAGCAUACUUUGUAUUUUUCACCUGCAGGCAAGCAAACGGAUUUCAUCUCAGCUGCACACCCAAGUGAUUGGUGUUGGUUUUGUAAGCCCCUAACCCUGACUGGUUUGAGUAGCACUCAUCCCUGACAAAGCUAUUUUGGGAAUAAUAUCUGUCACAUCUCUAGAGUAAUGUACACCUUUACCAUUUUGGAUAUGUAUUUAUGUGUGUAGGUAUGUGUAUGUAUCUAAAAAAAUCUCUACUUCACUGAUUCAUGUGUUCAUUCGCAUAUAUUUACUACAUACAUAUAUGUAUAAAAUUACCACACUUCAGUAAAUUAUUUUACUGUCAUAAUGACAUGAGACUGAAGCGUGAUGUACAUCAUUUUUUUCCUAAUAAAGUUUUCCACUGUGUUGCUUCUGUAUAAUUUUUUGAAAAUGAAUGUCUUUUGUUUCAUUAAAAUGAUUCAUUUUGUACUCGCAUUUCAGAG
Messenger RNA from Meleagris gallopavo (turkey), 9975 nucleotides. RefSeq names its product regulator of G protein signaling 22 (gene RGS22). Gene Ontology annotation, biological process: regulation of signal transduction. Lineage: Eukaryota; Metazoa; Chordata; Aves; Galliformes; Phasianidae. Gene Ontology annotation, cellular component: nucleus; cytoplasm. Gene Ontology annotation, molecular function: G-protein alpha-subunit binding. The record is from RefSeq and is a predicted model, not a curated record.